CGCACAAAAACACCUGCAAUAAGUAUAUUAUCAUUGCGAAAACCAAGUGCAACAGCAGUUCCCCAGUCAGCCAAAGAGGCAAAUGCAUCGCCAGCAGCGGAAGAUGGAUCAAUAGAGCGCGAGUCUGCAACCCCUGAACACUAAUUGGAUUCCCCCGGGCGCUCUGCCCACCAGGAAACGGAUAUCGCCGACCAGCUCGGCUCAGAAAAUCACUUGCGAGAUACACAACAAAGAGGCGAAAAGAAAAGCAUGAAGGCUAGCAAGACACGGGCUGUGCGCCUCACCAGUUUGACGGAGGACGUGGCCGCCGUACCGGAAGAUGCACCAUUCCGUGCACGCCUGCACGUCCUCUUCGCCCAGAUCGAGCGGGAGUUCGAGCAGCUGUAUCUGGAGAACCAGGCCCUGCAGGAGAAGCUAGACAUAGCCACCACCACCAAGGAGUCAUUGAUUCCACCCGAUGCCAGAUCCGCAGCAGGAGGUUCAAUGAGCACUCAGGCCUCAUCCGCAGCUUUGGCCACGCCUGCAACCCAGACGGAUGAGGUGGCGGGCAGCUUCCUGGCUGCAGCAUCCAGUACACACAAGAGCUUGAAGGCCAAACUAAGCAGCGCUACCGGCGGCAGCAAAGCCAAGGCCAGCAACAAGAUCAAGGCCCAAACCAGCCGCAUUGUGUCCAGCUUUAAGGCGCCCACAGUGGUCAGCACGGUGGUCCGAGAAUUCGGCGGCCACAAGGAUGGCAUCUGGCAGGUUGCCGCCAAGGCGGGACAACCCAUCAUUGGCACCGCCUCCGCCGAUCAUACGGCCUGCAUCUGGGGCGUGGAGAGCGCCAGGUGCCUUUUGCAGUACCAAGGGCACGCCGGCUCCGUAAACUCCAUCAAGUUCCAUCAGCAGCGAGAUCUUGUGCUCACCGGCAGCGGGGAUGGUACUGCCCACAUCUGGCAGGCGGCCGUCAACUGGGAAGUGCCCAAGAAGGGCCAUUCUUCAGAGGAGGAACUGGACGACAGUGAUGAGCAGGUGGAAGAUCGCGAUCGUGUGGACACCUUACGCACUCCGCUCUGCGAGUUCACAGGCCCCGGCGGUCAUCUUUCAGUCGUGGUGGCCGCCGAUUGGCUCUCUUCGAUGGAUCAAAUCAUCACGGGCAGCUGGGAUCGGACUGCCAUCCUGUGGGACGUGGAGACUGGCCUGCCACUGCAGCCGCUCACUGGGCACGACCACGAGCUCACCCACGUGUCGGCACAUCCCACCCAGCGCCUGGUGGUCACCGCUUCCAGGGACACUACGUUCCGUCUAUGGGACUUCCGAGAGGCAAUCCCAGCGGUCUCCGUCUUCCAAGGGCACACGGAAACGGUUACGUCCAGUGUGUUCGCACGCGACGACAAGGUGGUGUCCGGAUCAGAUGAUCGUACAAUCAAGGUCUGGGAGCUGCGCAACAUGCGAUCCGCCUUGGCCACCAUUCGAACGGAUUCCUCGGUCAAUCGUUUGGCGGUCUCCACUGGUGGAAUUAUCGCCAUACCGCAUGACAAUCGACAGAUCCGACUGUUCGAUUUGAACGGGCAGAGAGUCGCCCGAUUGCCACGGACCAGUCGGCAGGGCCACCGACGGAUGGUGUCGUCUGUAGCGUGGGCGGAGGAGCCGCUGCUGGACUGCGAUCUCUUCUCCUGCGGCUUCGAUCGCCGCGUUUUCGGCUGGUCCAUCGUUCUUCCGAAGGACAAUUGAAGGCAACUGAAGCGGAGAGCUGCUGCACCAAAGGAAUGAGGAGGCGCAGCUCUGCGAAAUCCCAAACAUCUCUCGAACAAAGAAGCAUCCCCAAAGCGAUGCCCACAUACUUACAUAUAUGUAACCGUUUAUCAUAGAUCAAGUAUUAUGCAGACAUUGUUCAGGAUGUUCUACUAUCUCGUUGUCGCCCACUGAAUGUAAUUAACGUUGCUUUUUGCCAAAUAGUCGUGGCAUAGCGUGCUGCACGAACUACAUAUUAUCAUUGUUAUAGCAUACGUAUGUAUAUGCGUUGGGACUGGGCUAAACUCUUCGGAGUGCAGAGCUUCCGAUGUCCAGACCCGAUUUUAUCUGUGUUUUACUACCAUAAUACAUAUUAUAGACGUCUAAGGCAUUAACGCUUUAGCCAACAUGAAUAAACAUAAUCAACCACCCGAUUCAUCGCUGGGUAUAUCCU
This is a messenger RNA of Drosophila melanogaster (fruit fly), 2167 nucleotides long. It is a transcript of the gene Wdr37, whose product is annotated as WD repeat domain 37. NCBI's taxonomy places the organism in Eukaryota, Metazoa, Arthropoda, Insecta, Diptera, Drosophilidae. The record is from RefSeq and is marked reviewed. The transcript has 3 exons. Gene Ontology annotation, cellular component: nucleus; cytoplasm. Bases 250 to 1713 code for a protein of 487 amino acids.